Messenger RNA from Penaeus monodon (black tiger shrimp), 339 nucleotides. RefSeq lists its product as uncharacterized. Lineage: Eukaryota; Metazoa; Arthropoda; Malacostraca; Decapoda; Penaeidae. The record is from RefSeq and is a predicted model, not a curated record.
AGACCUAACUCAAGAGUGACGUCACGACCCAUCUUGCCUCCGGGAGGUAAACAAAUAUCCCUCGUCGCUCGCCAAGUGCCCAGUGGUUGUAGAACAUACACUACUUACACUUUGUGCAUAAUUUAGUUAUUUCUCCCACUGACAGUGCUUAAUUCAGAAAUGGAGGACAAAAGAACAUAUCUGCCACCUGAAUGGAACAAUGAGGAAAGGAUGAGAGUGCUGCUGGGCCCCAUGCCCCAGACACAGGAUAUUGUUGCACGAAAUGCUCGUCUCACUUUUUGGACUACUGCUAUACAUCUAUGGUGCAAAAGGACAAACAAGCUCGGCUUUACACUUCAG